CUGAAGGCGGAAGUAAGGAAAACAACAGAACACGGAAAAGCGGAGGACGUUCUUGUUAGUGUCUAGAAACAUACAGUCUCAGGAGGAUUUUUGGGUUUCCCGUACUUAAAAACAAGAUGUCCGUAUUCGGCAAAUUGUUCGGCGGUGGCGGGAAAGGCAACAAAGGCCCAAGCCCACAAGAAGCGAUUCAGAAACUCCGCGAGACAGAGGAGAUGUUAACGAAGAAACAAGAGUACUUAGAGCAAAAGAUUGAAGCUGAACUAUCGACGGCAAAGAAAAACGGCACGAAAAACAAACGAGCUGCUUUACAGGCCCUGAAAAGAAAGAAGCGAUAUGAGAAGCAACUUGCUCAGAUAGAUGGCACUCUCUCCACCAUUGAGUUCCAGCGAGAAGCAUUAGAAAAUGCUAAUACGAACACAGAAGUGCUUAAGAACAUGGGCUUUGCAGCUAAGGCCAUGAAGACAGCCCAUGAGAAUAUGGACAUAGACAAAGUGGAUGACCUCAUGCAAGACAUCACAGAACAGCAGGAGUUGGCACAGGAGAUUUCUGAUGCUAUUUCACGGCCUGUUGGUUUUGGAGAUGAAUUUGAUGAGGAAGAGCUCGAGGCUGAAUUGGAGGAGUUGGAACAGGAGGAGAUGGACAAAAACAUGCUGGAAAUCACUGGUACAGGGGAUCUCCCUCUGCCCAGUGUGCCUUCAAACCCAUUACCCCAAAAAACAGUCCAAAAAAAGAGAGAAGAAGAGGAUGAGGAUGAUAUGGAAGAUCUUAAAGCAUGGGCCAUGUGAACUUGCCCCAAUCAGACACUCUCAUUGCUUACUUUGGUUGGCUUGAAUGGGCAAACCUGAGCACCUUCAGAGGGUUAACACUACAAAAAAAUUACUUCAAGAAUUACCAUAUCUCUUGAAGUAUGGCUAGGAUAAGUCCAGACAAGAGUUACAAAUGACAAUGGAUAUGAAGCAGGAUUUCAAAGUUAAUCAGACAAUAAAAUCUGAUGACAGAAAGACAAGUGAGAAGACCCUUAAAUAUUUUACCAUGAUUAUUCAGAUAUUGAUUGGUGUCUAAAAUUUUCACUUAUUUGAUAGAGAGUUAAUUUUAAUUUUCUACUUUUCAAAAAAUGUGUAGUUUUGUCAUAAGCAUGUUUGCUGAUACACAACUGUGUUUUACAUCAUUUACAUGCUCUAUUUCUCAACCGAUUGACCUUUCUCAUCUGCUAAAUUAGAUUGAUUUGGUACUUGUUUACUACAAUCUUUGAUAUCAGUGUGUUCUGUUAAAUUAACGUAAUUCAGCACUUCCAACUGCAUAAACGUUUUUACCGUUUAUUGACCGUGACAUAUUACAGUUUAGUAACAAACAAACAAAAAUAUUAGAGUAAUUGAUGUUAGCUAUUGCUCCAUGAAAACAAAUCCUCUUUGACUACCCUUCAUGAAUUAUGUGGUGCUUUUUUUUUAAUAUUUGCAAAAAAAAUCCCAUUUAAGUGCAGGUCUUGUCUAUUAUGCCCAUUCUUGGCCAAAUACAUUAAUGUGCUGAGGAUUUUGUCUGACAGUAGAUUGUUGUAAUUAUUGAAAUAUACAAAAUAAACAUUAUUACUUUUUUUUCUUCUUUGGAAGCAUAAACCUUUUGCUGGAUGCUGUAUCUAUUCAGGUUGAGACAUAAGUGGGAUUUGUGUACAUUUGUAUGUUUGAACAUUUUCAGAUGGCUUAUUUGAGAGAACAUUAAACUUUUGGAUUCCUUUGCUCUGGUGAUGUUAUAGUUUUUCCGUGGUAAAGAUAAUAUCCUUGAUCUUGCUAAAAAAUAAAUAAUACUAUUUCUCCAAUAAAGUAACUUCUGUCUUGAUUCUUGCACUCCAGGCAUAUGAACACUUGUGCUAAGUGCCUUAAUAAUUGAAAUGCUUUUGUAACUUGAGUGGCAUGUCUUUAAAUGACAGGCUGUGUGUAAUGCCUGAUAGUUGAAAAGGGAGAUUCAUGGAAAUAUGGGGCAAGGUGUGAUGUAUGUGUAUAUUUUCUUUUCACUGUCAUGCCUGUGUAUUCCUGGUAAAAAAAAAAAUAUAUGUGUUAUUAUUUCCCCCUCUUAUUUGAGUGGUUUUGGGGUGGGGUAAUGAUUUUCAAUAAAGCAUACUGCAGUUGAAUUUU
Xyrauchen texanus (razorback sucker) is the source of this 2129-nucleotide messenger RNA. Its product is annotated as charged multivesicular body protein 4c-like. The record is from RefSeq and is a predicted model, not a curated record. Gene Ontology annotation, cellular component: cytoplasmic side of plasma membrane; ESCRT III complex; multivesicular body. The transcript is spliced from 5 exons. Gene Ontology annotation, biological process: late endosome to vacuole transport via multivesicular body sorting pathway; vesicle budding from membrane. Lineage: Eukaryota; Metazoa; Chordata; Actinopteri; Cypriniformes; Catostomidae. The coding region runs from base 117 to 785 and encodes 222 amino acids.